This is a messenger RNA of Mus pahari (shrew mouse), 1355 nucleotides long. RefSeq names its product corticotropin releasing hormone (gene Crh). Gene Ontology annotation, molecular function: corticotropin-releasing hormone activity. NCBI's taxonomy places the organism in Eukaryota, Metazoa, Chordata, Mammalia, Rodentia, Muridae. Gene Ontology annotation, cellular component: extracellular region. Gene Ontology annotation, biological process: negative regulation of epinephrine secretion; negative regulation of glucagon secretion; positive regulation of cortisol secretion. The coding region runs from base 276 to 839 and encodes 187 amino acids. The transcript has 2 exons. The record is from RefSeq and is a predicted model, not a curated record.
GCAGAGGCAGCACGCAAUCGAGCUGUCAAGAGAGCGUCAGCUUAUUAGGCAAAUGCUGCGUGCUUUCUGAAGAGGGUCGACAUUAUAAAAUCUCACUCCAGGAUCUGGUGUGGAGAAACUCAGAGCCCAAGUACGUUGAGAGACUGAAGAGAAAGGGAAAAAGAGAAGAGAGAGGAGGAGAAGAAGAAAACCUGCAGGAGGCAGCCUGGGAGAGGUCCCUCUGCAGAGGCAACGGUGCGAGCUCACCUGCCAAGGGAGAAGAGAGCGCCCCUAACAUGCGGCUGCGGCUGCUGGUGUCCGCGGGCAUGCUGCUGGUGGCUCUGUCGUCCUGCCUGCCUUGCAGGGCCCUGCUGAGCAGGGGAUCCGUCCCCCGAGCGCCGCGGGCCCCGCAGCCCUUGAAUUUCUUGCUGCCGGAGCAGCCCCAGCAACCUCAGCCGGUUCUGAUCCGCAUGGGUGAAGAAUACUUCCUCCGCCUGGGGAACCUCAACAGAAGUCCCGCUGCUCGGCCGUCCCCCAACUCCACGCCCCUCACCGCGGGUCGCGGCAGCCGCCCCUCGCACGACCAGGCUGCGGCUAACUUUUUCCGCGUGUUGCUGCAGCAGCUGCAGAUGCCUCAGCGCUCGCUCGACAGCCGCGCGGAGCCGGCGGAACGCGGAGCCGAGGAUGCCCUCGGUGGCCACGAGGGGGCGCUAGAGAGGGAGAGGCGGUCCGAGGAGCCGCCCAUCUCUCUGGAUCUCACCUUCCACCUUCUGCGGGAAGUCUUGGAAAUGGCCAGGGCAGAGCAGUUAGCUCAGCAAGCUCACAGCAACAGGAAAUUGAUGGAGAUUAUCGGGAAAUGAAAUGUUGCGCUUGGCCAAAACGAUUCUGCAUUUAGCACACAAGUAAAAAUAAAAAUUUAAAACACAGUAUUCUGUACAAUAUUGCAGCUCUGAUAUCAUUUGUUUAUUUUUAUAUAGCUUGAAGCAUAGAAGAUGUACAGGGAGAGAGCCUAUAUACCCCUUAAUUAGCAUGCACAAAGUGUAUGUCUGUGUAGUAACAAAAGAACGUUAUUUGUAUUGCCCAUGCUUAAUUUCUAUGUGCAAAUAAGCGACUUUAUAGCUUAUUAUAUCUUAAAGAAAAUGUGGACCCAAGGAGGAAACCUUUUAAAAAGCAGAUGGGAGUCACCCAGUUGUUUUUAUUUGGAGCUGCAGUGAAAGAGAAAUCAUUCUUGAGGGGUGGCUAGGACGCAAUGUGUAAGCUCCCUGAAUCAACUUUUUCUUGUAAAUGUUUCAGUAGUAAAACAUCUUUCUGAUUCUUGGUCAAUUUGGUUGUGUAAGAGAACGUUAAAUAUAUUUUUAAUAAAAUCUUCAAAGGUU